GAUAUAUUUGCUUGAUUUGGGCCAUUGGCAUAUUUGGGUUCACUGAAUUCGGUUGCGUUUAUCAACAACGCUAAGCACGCGUUUGCCAAUGCCAGCCGGUGUCGAGGCCGAUGUUACUAAAUUCAAAACUCUGUAUACAUUGGACCUCAACCUGGCCGCUGUAAUUUCGAAGGCUGAACAGUGUGCGAUGCGCAUCCGACCAAACGGUUCUUUAUUCUAUGCUCCCGACUGUCUGGUGUGGCGAGGCGGUCGUUCUGCAAAGUGAACACGAUGAUGUCGACUUCGCUUCGGUCAAUGUUGGCUGUCGUCACGCUCGUCGGUUUCGCUGGAAUCGCCUUUGGCUUACCCGAAAGGCGCGGUCAGUCCGACAGCGACGCGGCUUUGUCGACGAUCAUGCGCGAAGGCCACCAGUACCUCGCCGUGUCGCGCAGCCACAGGAAGGACAUGGCCAUCUUCUGCUACCCGGGCGAGCCCGCCAGCUACCUGUCGCUCUUCAAGUCCGUCUACGUCGAGUUCAAACUCGUGCCCGAACGUUACAUGCUCUUCGAGGGGCCCGACGAGGCGUCGGUGCGCGCGCAGUUUGACUCGCACCUCGCCAGCUGGGUACCGCUGCUGCCCUGGAGGCGGUCGACAAUCUCGCUGCCGGCGUUCCGGCCGCACUGCAUCGGCGUGGUGUCCGACGACGACUACCGCUUCGAGCUGGUCGUGCGCGAGGCCAACUACUGGCGCGUGCUGCAGUUCGUGUUCUCGGUGCUGCUGUUCUUCGGCGUGCCCUCUCUGUGCCGCAACGCGCUGGUGUUCUACUCGUGCGGCGUCACCGUGGGCGUGCUCGCGUCCCUGCUCGUCGUCGUGUUCGUCGUGAGCCGCCUGUUGCCGCAUCGCACGGCGGGCUACGCGGUCGUCUGCUUUGGCUGGUCUCUGGUGCUGUACUUGCUGCAGCUGCUCUGGUCGAACGUCUACCAGGUUCUGGCUGACUACAAGAAUGUGCUGGCCGUCUACAUAGGACUCGCGGCGCUCGUGAGCUUCGGUGUCUGCUAUCGUAUGGGGCCACCGACAAAUCCGCGAACUCUGGAUUUGAUUCAGUGGUCGCUGCAGCUCGCAGCACUGGGCGGGAUAAUCACGUCGUCUGAGCUCCGAGAAGCAACAUGUGCAACUGUGCUUGCUGUGCUUGUCGCCUACAACUUCCCUUCGAAGUGGGCGGCCAAGCUGAAGACCUGGUGGAGGACGCGCGUGUGUCGGCCGAAGGUGACACUUCUCACCGAAGAGGAGUACAUCGUGCAGGGCGAUGUGGAGACGAGAAAGGCCUUGGAGGCCCUGCGGGAGUUCUGUGGCAGCCCCAACUGCAAGACAUGGCAGGUGGUGACUCGUCUCAAAGACCCUGUGCGGUUUGCCAAGUUUGUUCAGGGACAAUCACACCUCGCGGACGAGGAGGUCCUCCAGUAUGAACUGGACUCGUCGGACAGGCAACCUAGUGACCAGGACUGCCAGUUGACAGAGGAGAGCGAAGACGAGCAGCCAUCCUUCACAGAGCUUGUAGAGUAGGUUGAUUGAACAGGUGCUGCCAACUGGCACUUUGCUAACACUCUGAAGAUGGCUAGUGGUAGGUGCACGCUGCUCUGUUGUUGUUAACUUAACCUUUUGGAUUGCACAAUCUUGGAGGCUCGUGAAACCUGCACCAGCUUAGGCUACAAGAUAACAGGCAACUCAAUCGAAGAGCUCGAUGAAAUUUGUCAGAUUUGUGCAAGAGCAUUCAUGCCUUGCAGCUGGAAACAGGUCCUCUGGCAUGAACUGGGUUUGUUGAACUGUCCAGAGCUACCUGAUGGUGCAAAAGGGCCAGCCGCAGCUCUCACUCGUGGCACUUGAACAUGAGGCCAACUGUGCUCAACUCUCUGCCAACACUGGAACAAAGUGGGUACCAAGUGUGAUUGGCAUGGACGCUUCUAGUUGAGCUUUGUAAUUGUUCCAUUUAUGGCACUGAAUACACUUUCCCAUUAAUGGGCAUC
Messenger RNA from Dermacentor andersoni, 2003 nucleotides. RefSeq names its product nuclear envelope integral membrane protein-like. Gene Ontology annotation, cellular component: nuclear envelope. NCBI's taxonomy places the organism in Eukaryota, Metazoa, Arthropoda, Arachnida, Ixodida, Ixodidae. The record is from RefSeq and is a predicted model, not a curated record.